Gadus morhua (Atlantic cod) is the source of this 1930-nucleotide messenger RNA. RefSeq names its product tetratricopeptide repeat domain 38 (gene ttc38). The record is from RefSeq and is a predicted model, not a curated record. The transcript is spliced from 14 exons. Gene Ontology annotation, molecular function: protein binding. NCBI's taxonomy places the organism in Eukaryota, Metazoa, Chordata, Actinopteri, Gadiformes, Gadidae. The coding region runs from base 122 to 1522 and encodes 466 amino acids.
CUGGCUGAGUGAGCCCCACUUGGUUUUAGCGGAGGCGUAGUCUACUACCAGUACCGGAAGACUUGCGCUAGGUGAACACUUUGGCACUGACCUUGGUUGCAGAGAUUCAGAACUACUAAAGAUGCUUGCCUCAAGUUUUAGGGACUGCAAGGCAUGGAAGGAUGAGGGUCUUCCAUUGACAACAAGCAGCAAUGAGGCCUGCAAAAUGUAUGACGCAAUACUCUCUCAGUAUGUGACCUGGCGUAAUGAUGAAACUUUGGGCGGAAUAUCAGGCUGCAUGACUGCAAUUAAGGAAGCCGAUCCAAAUUUUGUCAUGGGCCAUGUGAUGACCACCGGUCUUCAGCUGGUGGGGACAGACAGCUCUAUCAGGCUCAACCAACGCCUGGCCAGUGCCGUGAAGACCACGAUGGAGCUGGCCGCAGCUCAGGACAUCACGCCCCGGGAGAAGCUCCAUGCCCAGGCUGUGGAGCACCUCUCCGUCGGGAACUUUCCUAAAGCAUGUAGUGUAUGGGAAAGUAUUCUGGUGGAGCACCCCACGGACCUGCUGGCCCUGAAGUUUGCUCAUGACGGCUACUUCUUCAUGGGUGCCCAGGUUCAGUUGAGAGACUCUGUGGCCCGGGUCCUGCCUCACUGGAAGCCACACAUCCCUCUGUACAGCUACCUGAAAGGCCUGUACUCCUUCGGGUUGCUGGAGACUCAUUUCUAUGACGAAGCAGAGAAAGUUGCCAAAGAGGGUCUGGAGAUGACGAGAAACGACGCUUGGUGUGUCCACUCUAUGGCCCACAUUCAUGAGAUGAAGGGCGAGGUCGACAAGGGGCUCAAGUUCCUGGAGACCACCGAGACGGACUGGCAGGGAUGCGACAUGCUGGCCUGUCAUAACUACUGGCACUGGGCGUUGUACUAUAUCGAGAAGGGAGACUAUGAAGCUGCACUGAGAGUGUUUGAUAAUAAGGUGAACAAAAGCCUUCAAUCUACUGGAAGCAUGUUGGACAAGGUGGACGCCUGCUCUCUGCUCUACAGACUGCAGAUGGAGGGUGUGUGUGUGAAGGACCGAUGGCGUGAGGUGGUCCAGACCACGCUGUCUCACACCGACGACCACGUGACGGUGUUCAACGACGUCCACUUCCUCAUGGCGUCUCUCGGGGCCAAGGAAGGCGACGCCUCCCAGCGCCUGCUCGACGGGCUCCGCGACCUGGCCCAAAACCCAGGGGACAGUUACCAUCACCAGCUCUCCAUGAAGCUGGGCGUCCCCAUGUGCCAGGCCAUGGUGGAGUAUGACCAGGGCAACUACAGCCGCGCCGUGGAGCUGCUGCAGCCCAUACGCUACCGCCUGAAUGAAAUAGGCGGCAGUGAUGCACAGCGGGACGUGUUCAACCUGCUGCUCAUUCAGGCAGCCAUGAAGUCCAGCGACAAGCACCACAACAAACUGGCCAGGUGCCUGCUGAUGGAACGAGAUGCUCAGAGAGAUAGCUCCCCACUCACCACUCGUCUGAUCCAGAGAUCCCAUGCACUUCACGGCUAGGAUGCAACGCACAUUCCCAUCCCCAUCCCAGCGCUCCUUUCAAAAGGCAUCUACAUUCCCUCCUAUUAAUUGCUAUGAAGGAAGUAAACAAGGAAACCCUGAUGUUGCCAGUGAACCCUAUCAUCAUGCUUUUUCUCUCUUUGUUUUUUUUACUUCUAUGAUCAUGAACAUUGUAGUUUGUGUGGCACAUUUCACAUACAACGUCUGUCAUUGUAACAUUCAACGUCUGUCAUUGUCGGCUCUCUGGCCUCUGUUUAGGCAGAGUCCUAAUGUUGGGAAUUGGUAUUAUAUAACCAGGAAGGAGGGGAAAUCAAUUGAAAUGUAACUAGAUACAAAAUACUCACACAUCCUCACAAAAUGUAUCCAAAUGAAAUAAAUCAAUCAUUGUCAGAGCAAAUAUAAAAUGAA